Phlebotomus papatasi is the source of this 834-nucleotide messenger RNA. RefSeq lists its product as uncharacterized. The record is from RefSeq and is a predicted model, not a curated record. Bases 76 to 834 code for a protein of 252 amino acids. The transcript has 3 exons. NCBI's taxonomy places the organism in Eukaryota, Metazoa, Arthropoda, Insecta, Diptera, Psychodidae.
CCAUCGAUUAACAAGCCAAAGCCACGGGUGACAGACAUUAAGUGCAUCCAAGUGGAGAGGAUCUUUUUGUCCAAGAUGCUGAAGUCUAUUGUGAUCUCGCUCCUAGUCUACGGCGUCGCAGUGAGCGGCAGCCAAGAUUCUGCCGCGGAUGUUGUUCGAGAUAUCUACAGAAGUUGCCUUAGUGAGUGGUCGACGGAUUGUGUGAAGCCCAAGUCGCUGUCUUGGCUGAAAGAAGUGGCACAAAAAGAUGUGAUUCGACUCACGGAUGAACUUGCUCUUGUGCGCACCGCGGAUGCUGAACCAGAGGCUGAGGGAAAAGCUCUACCACGAGAAAUUAGAGCUUUCGACAAGAUCGAUGAAUUCCUCUCAACACAUGCUCUUCGCAUCGAACCGCCCAAGAUUCUGCAAGAUAAAUCCGUGAGGAAGCUCAUACCAAAGUCUCUUCUCAAAGGUGGUCUCACCGAGACGACUCAAGUGCCACUCUCAGAGGGAAAAGUUGCUGAAGGUCGUAGCUUUGUGAAGAAAGUCAUGAUACCCUUCUUGCUUGGGCUAAAGAUUAAAACUUUUGGCUUAGUGCCCCUCGCCUUAGCCCUCAUCGCUCUCAAGACAUGGAAAGCCAUGACACUUGGGCUACUCUCCCUCGUUGUUGCUGGAGCCAUCGUGAUCUUCAGGCUAGCCAAACCAAAGGUAGUGAAUUACGAGGUGGUUCACUAUCCUCAUCAUCAUCAUGUUGAACAUCACGUGGAACAUCCUCAUCAUGUGCAAUGGGAACCUCCUCAGGGCUGGAGUCGCCAGAUGGAUGCUCAGGAAAUGGCAUAUUCCAGCUACUUGUAA